AGCCAUGCUUAAGACUGUUGCUAUCCUGUUGCUAGGCGCCUUGGCCGCCAAUGCUAACUACUACGGUGGAGAGUUUGGCGGGAAAUUCGGCGGCCUCAGCUCAGGUUUCGGUGUCGGCCAUGGUCUUGAUGGUGCCGGCCUCGGAGGGUGGGGAGGCAUCGGGGGCCACGGACUCUCGGUCGGAUACGGAAAGGGAGGCAUGGGUAUCGGCGGCGGUUUCGGAGGUUGGGAACCGGUUGGGUUCGGCGCAAAGGGAGGCUUCAGUAUGUCUAGCGGAUACAGAAAUGCGGGUCUUGGUAUUGGAGGCAGCGUUGGCGGUUUGGGAUUGGGAGGAAUUGGCGGAACAGGAGGCUUCGGAAUCGGGAGCGGAUACGGAAAGGAAGGUCUUGCAUUUGGUGGCGGGCUCGGCGGAUGGGGAGAUUCCACGAGUGGUUUAAGAAAGGGAAGUCUGAACGGAGGCGGUUAUGGUCUCGAUGACGGAUACGGUCUUUUGGUAGCCGGAAGCAAGGUUGGAAUCGGUCUUGACGGUGGAUUUGAAGGUUACGGUCUCGGUGCUGGAUACGGAGCAGGUCUCAGAGGAGCCGGAAGCAAUCGAGGCUUUGGACUUGAAAGCGGAAUUGGUGGGUACGGUCUUGUUGGCGGAUUCGGCGGGGAGCGCGGUCAGGCAGAUCUGAAGGGCGGUUUUGCCAACGGAUUUGGACUGCGCGGUGUCGGUAUGACGGAAGGCUUCGACAACGGUUUCGACAACGGGUUCGACAACGGGUUUGACAACGGAUUCGUCUCCGGUCGUGGUAUUGUAGGACAAUCCGGUGCUGAAUCUGGCAUCGGCGGUCGCCUCGGACAAGGCCACGAUAACGGGUUCGUCUCCGGUGGUCGCGGUCUGGUCGGAGGUUUCGGUACCGGGUAUGGACAAGUGGCCGGAUUUUCUGGCGGCACGGGAUUCAACAUGAACAACUAA
Messenger RNA from Dreissena polymorpha, 958 nucleotides. RefSeq lists its product as uncharacterized. The transcript is spliced from 2 exons. The coding region runs from base 5 to 958 and encodes 317 amino acids. NCBI's taxonomy places the organism in Eukaryota, Metazoa, Mollusca, Bivalvia, Myida, Dreissenidae. The record is from RefSeq and is a predicted model, not a curated record.